Sclerotinia trifoliorum is the source of this 983-nucleotide messenger RNA. The record is from the annotation of a GenBank genome assembly. NCBI's taxonomy places the organism in Eukaryota, Fungi, Ascomycota, Leotiomycetes, Helotiales, Sclerotiniaceae.
AAUUUUAAUACGGUCAAAUACAAAACCUAUCUCAAACUCAGCGUCUCUGACCGUACCUCUUUCCAUUUACUACUUUAUUAUAGUUUGAAUCGAGCUACGGUAACGAACGACCCGUGGCUUAUAUUUUAACAGCUACUUCCAUUUAAUAUUUAAUGACCUACAACUACAACUGUUCAACAACAUUCAAAAACACCAUCUCCUUCAACCAAAGCCUUAUCAUCUAUCUAACAGCAUCCAAAAAUCAUAUCCACCAGUCAAAAUCUCCACCACUUCAUCGUCCGAAUUCACAGGACCCUCUCUAUCAUCCCAAAAUCGCAAAAAUGAUGGACCCAAAGAAAUACGAUGAGCUCCUUCAGCAAGAAGAUCACUAUCGUCAAAAAUUCAACGUCCAGAUAUAUCUCAGUCUCGCUACUGAAGCAGACUGCAAUAAUCCCAUCGGGCCACAAAUACACAGUGCUAUUAUGACCAUAAAUGGCGAAUGCUUCAUUGCCAGAAAUAGCCCUGUUUUUAGAAGCGACGAGAAAGGUGCUUUCUACAGACAAAUUGAUGCAAUGGCUAAUGCCCGUUUAAAGCUCGUUGGAUGGUUCAAGGUAAGCUACCACUUUUAAGCCUUUGGUUGAGAAAUGAUAAAUGAGAAAUUACAUAUACUGAUAUUACAUGUGUAGGAAAUGAGCGACAAAGGCUUCAUGUCAUAUAAAGAUGAACAGGCCUAUAUUACUAAUGGUCAUUUAUCAAGCCGUACGCCCAGCGGAAUAUUGAACGAUGGUGGGGAAUACAUUGAUUGGCUCUCAACACGUAGGGUAGAAUAUUUGGAUACGAUUUCGGAUGAUUGAACGGUGCUUGGUGCUCGAUUUAGAAUAUACAGCCGUUCAUGGGCUUGUAUGGAAUCUCUAGUCAAGUAUUAGGGUUAUUUGAGAUAAUGUAAAUCGCAAUACUGUUUGUAUACAAAGUUAAUCUACAAUUAUGAAAUUAUGUGAGAAAAA